Molecule: messenger RNA, 1432 nt
Organism: Phalaenopsis equestris
Lineage: Eukaryota; Viridiplantae; Streptophyta; Magnoliopsida; Asparagales; Orchidaceae
Product: basic leucine zipper 6-like
Exons: 4
Coding region: 348-1253 (301 amino acids)
Biological process (GO): positive regulation of DNA-templated transcription
Cellular component (GO): nucleus
Molecular function (GO): DNA-binding transcription factor activity; DNA binding
Source: RefSeq, a predicted model, not a curated record
CUCUCUCUCUCUCUCUCUCUCUCUCUACAUUUCUUCCUCCUCCAUGUUGCCAUGUUCCAAAUAGCUGGAACCAGCUAUCCUUCUUCUACCCCAAUUCUCAUGUGAUUCCUCUUCUCCUCCACCCAUUCUUAACCACACCACACCCAAAAUAGCAAACCUACGUUUUCUCUGCACAUCUCAAUACCUAAAUCGUUAGACAAAGCGAGGGAGAGAGAUAGGUAUUUGCAUAGACAUGGAGAGAAACCGAGAGGAACAGAGAGGAAGGAGAUAAUCCCACCAGCACUGCACACCUCAAUGUGCAGUGCAAUCCAACGCUAUCCACCAAACAAAAUCGAACUGCAAAAUCAAUGGCUCAACUUCCCCCAAAAUUCCCCUCCAACACACCAACCAUAUCCCCCGACGCCCUGUCCACUGUCAGCCCUCCCCGUCUCCCAUCCAUGUCCUCCUUCUUCGUUGCCUCUCCUUCCGACGUGCCCGCCGACUCCUCAUGGGUCGACGAAUUCUUCGACUUCAACUCUGCCAAACGCGGCUCCCACCGCCGCGCUAUUAGCGACUCCAUUACCUUCCUCAGUCAAGACGGCGUUGCAGCGGACCCUAAUUUUGAUCGGAUUGAUGACGAUCAGCUGAUAAUGUCGAUGUUCUCCAAUGAUCCGCAACCGUCUUCGACGCCGCCCUCAGAUCAACAGAGCAUCUUCGAGCAAGAUAAGCAAAACACGACUAAUGCGACGUCAGGGGUUGAUCAGUCUGAGGAGCAGAGUGCGAGUAAUAAUGCUGAAACGCCGUUGGUUGGGGUGGCGGUGAAACCCGCCGUUACAUCGUCGGCGGCGAAAACUCCCAGACACAUUGUCGACCCCAAGCGCGUCAAGAGAAUUUUGGCGAACCGGCAGUCUGCUCAGCGAUCGAGGGUGAGAAAACUGCAGUACAUUGUGGAUCUUGAGAAGAAUGUGGCCACCUUGGAGGCGGAAAUUGCGGUAUUGAAGCCUCAAGUGGCUUCGAUCGAUCAGCGGCGGUCGGCCUUAAGCGCCGGAAACAGCCAGCUGAAGCAGCGCAUUGCUGCUCUUGCCCAAGAUAAGAUUUUUAAGGAUGCACAAACAGAAGCGCUGAAGAAAGAGGUAGAGCGGCUGCAGCAAAUAUACUAUCAGCAGACGAUGGCGGCCGUGGUGGAAGUGAGGUCAAAUGGGCGCCCCGUUGACGGCGAUAACAUGCCUAAUAUUCCAGCUGACGUUGUCAAUAAUCCCAGCACUAAAUUCUGAUAUUCUAUUGGUCUUGUUUGGUGUUUCGUGUUAUGUUCAUAGAAUGGGGUUUGAUUUCUAUUUAUUUAUUUAUUUUUUAAACAUUUCUAAUUAUUUUUCUUUGCUUUUGACUUAUUUUUCCAUUCGGAAAAGUAUUGAUUUUUGUUGAACUUAACCGGAAGAUGGUGUUGGAGAUGAAU